AAAGCGCAUGCGCACACAGCUAGCUAAGAAUGCUACUCACAGAGGUGGGAGCCCAGUCGUGUCCGUAGACAAAGCAGUAUUUACAGUACAGGUUAUCAAACUCUGGAAACUGAAACACAACAAAGAACAACACAUUUACAACCGGAAGUUAUAAAACUGUCUGAUAGUUGAGACACAUUCAGGCUGUGAAGCUUUAAUCUGAGCGGAGUUAGCUGCUCUGCUAAUGCUAGGUGUUCCACUCACAGUCGCUCCCUCGAUCUGUCCGUUCACUGUGAGCAGGAACACAGACGGGUUACUCACAGCCAUGACGGCCCCGGGUCUAAAACCUCAGAACUGUGUCCUCUUUAGCUUCAAAAAGAGAUUCAAACCCAGAAGGAAACCCUCUAGCUACAGCUACUGCUGCCUGCUAGCUUUCCCGUUGCUACGGCAACGCGUGCUCCUCCUAACGGCUGCCGGGGAGGGUCAAACUGAAUCAAAGCGCGCGAAGCUGUUUCUGAGGAGACCACAGGAGGGCGGCAGAGGACUGGACCUGGACCUGGACCAAGAGAGGACUGGAUCCACCUGCAGACAGACGACCCAGUUUUCUGUUCCAGUGUCGGCGCAGGAAGCAGUCGGCUUAGAGUGUCGAGAGACUUCAGCGCGUGCAUCAUAAAUCUGCAGGAGCCCUCGAUGUGACAGACAGCGCAGACUCUCCUCACAACUGUUCCCGACACACUCAGCGGAGUUUAGAGGAACACAUGGAGUGGCUCUGCCUGACGCUCUAUCAUGACUGAUGGCGAGGGGAGAGCGCGCUUUGAGUACACAGAGGGCCCAGAGGUGAGGGGGCAGGAGCAGGAGCAAGAAGAGGAGGAGGAGGAGGUGCACGAGGAGGUGAGGGUCGCCAUACAGACGCCCUACAGGUCGGACGCCCCGGGCCACAAUGUCAACCAAGAAGAGGAAGAAGAAGAAGAGGAGGAGGAGGAGGUGGAGAGAAAGACAAGGAGCAGUAGCGGAGGAGAGUGGAGCCCCGAGGUGGAGGAGCUUGAGGAGCAGGAACCGGAGAUGGAGGUUGGACCGCCGUUGGGAGUUCGAAUCCACGCACCCAUCCGUGAUCCAGAUUGUGUGUCUGAGGAGGAGGAGCAGCAGCCGUACCCGGCGCUCGCCCCGGUGGCUUUCUUCUGCUUGAAACAAACAACACGGCCUCGCAACUGGUGUCUACGCGUCGUCUGUAACCCAUAUCCUUUUUAGACUCUGGAAACCUCGCUGCCCGGCGCACGGUAAGACCAAACCUGUCCUUUCCUUCACACA
Messenger RNA from Notolabrus celidotus (New Zealand spotty), 1287 nucleotides. Its product is annotated as coiled-coil domain-containing glutamate-rich protein 1-like. The record is from RefSeq and is a predicted model, not a curated record. Lineage: Eukaryota; Metazoa; Chordata; Actinopteri; Labriformes; Labridae. The transcript is spliced from 4 exons. Bases 766 to 1227 code for a protein of 153 amino acids.